Messenger RNA from Oryza brachyantha (malo sina), 764 nucleotides. RefSeq lists its product as uncharacterized. The coding region runs from base 102 to 437 and encodes 111 amino acids. The transcript has a single exon. The record is from RefSeq and is a predicted model, not a curated record. NCBI's taxonomy places the organism in Eukaryota, Viridiplantae, Streptophyta, Magnoliopsida, Poales, Poaceae. Gene Ontology annotation, biological process: regulation of DNA-templated transcription.
UGCCUCUCCUCCUCGCUCGCCACCUCUAGUGAUCGAGCACCAGAUCUACUUAUAAUAGCUAGACGCUAGAGCUAGCACGUACGUCGUCGUCGUUGGUGGCCAUGGAGAGGCGCCUGGUGGCGGUUGCGGGGAGCGGGAGGCUGUACUCGUCGUAUUCGUCGACGGCGAGGUCGUCGCGGAGGAGGUGGAGCAGGCGGCGGUUGACGACCGCUGGCGGCGGUGCGGCGGCGGCGGGCGUGGCGCUGAGGCGGAAGGUGCGGGAGCUCCGGCGGCUGGUGCCAGGAGGGGAGGAGGCGCCGGCGAGGAGCCUGCUCGUCCGCACCGCCGACUACAUCGUCCGGCUCCGGGCAAGGGUCGAGCUCCUCAGGGCGCUCUCCGCGUUCUACGACCUACCGCGCCACGACGGCGCCGGCGCCGGAGUGCCGCCGCGGCCAUGAUCGAUCAAGAUCAACCACAUGCAGUAGCUACCAAUGAUGUAUAGAAGAUUAAUUCAUUUCGAUCGAUCGAUAAGCUAUCAAAACAUUGAAUUUUUUGUAGAGUGGAUGGAGUUCAGGCAGACCGGAGGAGAAUUUAUUAAUUACAAGAUCUUAUAUAAUUAGUUUUGUUAGUUGUUAAUUCGAGUUCUUCUUCCUCUCCGUUUUCCCCCUCUGAUUGAUUCUUCGAUCAGCGGCUCAUUCUUUUUAGGGUGAAAUAGAGGCUCUUGGUGUUUAUAUUUGUUUCCAUGGUUGGUUUUGUUAUCUUUUUGCUGGCACGCAAAUUGUUCG